ACAAGGAAUUCCGCAACCUAGCAACCACCAGCACUCAACUGACACUACUCUCAACUGACACUACUAAGUUUCCUUAUAUGGCUUUUAAUCCAUGUUCAGCUUUUUACAAGUAUGUAAAAUGAAAUUUCCCCCUUUAUAUUCAAGCUUCUGUUGUUCCUGCACCUAUUGAGCAUUAGCUAUCUAAUCUACCUCUCUGCCUCUGUUUAAAAGGCCUGGUUAAAAAGGAACCUUUUUGCCUGGCGCCUAAAGGUGUAUAAUGAAGGCGCCAGGCAAACUUCCCUGGGGAGAGCAUUUCACAGAUGGGGAGCCCGUUCUUGUGUUGCCACCCUCCAAACCUCUUGAGGAGAAGGCACACAAAGGAGGGCCUCAGAAGAUGAUCUCGGUGUCCGGGUAGGUUCAUGAUGCCUUGAACAAUUAUUUCACCUUAGAAAGUACAGUGGUACCUCAGGUUACAGAUGCUUCAGUUACAGACUCCACUAACCCAGAAAUAUUACCUCGGGUUAAGAACUUUACCUCAGGAUGAGAACAGAAAUUGCACGCCAGCGGCGCAGCGGCAGCAGGAGGCCCCAUUAGCUAAAGUGGUACCUCAGGUUAAGAACAGUUUCAGGUUAAAAAACGGAGCUCCAGAACGAAUUAAGUUCUUAACCAGAGGUACCACUGUAUAUGAAUCAAACACAAAAUUUUCUCAUUGCAGAUUAAUGGGAAGUGUGUGAUGGAGGGGUGGGGCACCCACCCACUCUUUCCCCGUAGGAGGUGGUCUUGGUAACCUGGUAAUUGCAAGGACAUGGCCAUGCAUGUAUAAACGGGGAAAUGUAUUACAGACUUAAAAAUUGUUUUCUUAUGAGAUUCAUUAUAGUUAAGCCUACCAGAGAUACGCUUUAAUUCUUGGAAGGAUGAACAUUAAUUUAAAUAUGGUUCAGCUACAGGACAAGACAAGCUUAAUGAAUUAACCAUCUUUUCUCCACAGCAGGGUGUUAGGGGGAGGCGGGGGGAGGUAGUGCUAACCAUACUUUAUUUUAAUCAAGCUUUAUAACUCUGACUUAAUAAACCUUGUAAGUAAUUUAAUUUUGCCUCACUGAAUUGUUUAGUGCUGCAUGUGAGAUUUUUAUUUCUUCCCCGUUUCCUUUAAUAUAACUACUCGCAGUAAGCAGAGAUGAGAAGUGUUUGCAAUGAGAACAAGAUGAGAUUGAAUUACCUAAGUGUACCUUGUGUUGCUUUUUAGGUGCGAUGUAAUAUUAUGUGCCUUGCCGGCCGGCCACAACACUUACAGCAUUCAAAAUGGUGUACGGCGAAUUCUUCCACAGGCCGGGGCAAGAUGAGGAGCUUGUCAACUUGAAUGUGGGUGGCUUUAAGCAGUCCAUUGGCCAAAGCACAUUGCUCAGAUUUCCCCAUACGAGACUCGGGAAGCUGCUCAAAUGCCAUUCAGAAGAAGCUAUUCUGGAACUGUGCGAUGACUACAGCGUUGCAGAGAAGGAGUACUACUUUGACCGGAACCCUUCCUUGUUCCGCUAUGUGCUGAAUUUUUAUUACACAGGGAAACUCCACGUCAUGGAAGAGCUCUGCGUCUUCUCUUUCUGCCAGGAAAUAGAGUACUGGGGAAUCAACGAGCUCUUCCUUGACUCUUGCUGCAGCAACAGGUACCAAGAAAGGAAAGAAGAGGGACUUGAUAAGGAGUGGGACCAGAAAAGCAAUGCCGGAAGCCUGGAUUCUUCUGACGAUGAGUCGUCCAUCUUUGAGAAGGAGCUCGAGAAGUUUGAUAAGCAAUGGUUGGGGGAGUUGCGCAAAAACAUAUGGGUCAGAAUGGAGAACCCUGCCUCUUGCUUGUCCGCCAAGUUGAUUGCUGUUUCCUCCUUGAGCGUGGUCCUAGCAUCCAUUGUCACCAUGUGCAUCCAUAGCAUGCCAGAAUUUCAGAAGCUGGAUGCCAACGAAAGGGAGAUAGAAGACCCUAUCCUGGAAAUAGUGGAGAUCAUAUGCAUCAUCUGGUUCACCUCUGAGCUUAUGAUCAGGUUGGCUGCUGCUCCCAGUCAGAAAAAGUUCUGGAAGAACCCGCUGAACAUUAUAGACUUUGUCUCCAUCAUUCCGUUCUACGCCACUUUGGCCGUGGACACCAAAGAGGAGGAAAGCGAAGACAUCGAGAACAUGGGGAAAGUGGUCCAGAUCCUGCGUUUGAUGAGGAUCUUCCGUAUCCUGAAGCUGGCUAGGCACUCUGUUGGGCUGCGGUCAUUGGGUGCCACUUUGAGGCACAGCUACCACGAAGUUGGACUUCUGCUUUUGUUCCUGGCCGUUGGGAUUUCCAUUUUCUCCGUCCUGGUCUACUCUGUGGAAAAAGAUGAUGACACAUCAGAGUUGCAGAGCAUCCCAAUCUGCUGGUGGUGGGCCACCAUUAGCAUGACCACCGUUGGCUAUGGAGACACCUACCCGGUUACUCUUGGAGGGAAGAUCAUUGGCACAACGUGCAUCAUCUGUGGAAUAUUAGUGGUAGCUCUUCCCAUCACGAUCAUUUUCAACAAGUUUUCCAAAUACUACCAGAAGCAGAAGGAUAUUGACGUGGACCAGUGCAACAACGACCCCAAGGAGAAGGCAAACGAGCUCCCUUAUUUUAAUAUUAGGGAUAUUUAUGCAAAAAGGAUGCACUCCUUUAUUUCUAGCCUUUCUUCAGUAGGAUUUGUAGCCAACGAUCAAGAUUCAACCGACGCCUCAAGCAUCCAAGAUCUUGACGAUGUUUAUAACACAACAUCUUUGCAGAAUGGUACAGGAAAAUGAGUUGAAUCUCUUUUCUUUACUGUUUCCUUCUAAUAUUAGCACAGCUUUGACAAAGAGCACUUAAAUUCUCAGGGUAUCUUAACUCUCUGCCAUAUUAGGGCAUUCUUGGCUCUGAUGAUGUUGCACAUUCUUUACAGUUUAGAUGGGGCUUAAGGAUAGAUAGACUGUGUGUGGUGGAUUAGUUUUUUGUUUCUUUCACAUGGCUUCAGAAAAUGGUAUUGAGUGUGCUUGGUCCGGCAACCAAGUCUGAUAACCUUUUAAAGAAUGUGUGGUUUGAAUGGAUUGUGCGUUGGGAAAUAGUGGGUUACUAGCACACGGGAAAUGUGCUGGGACAAAUGUAAUUUUUUAUUUGGGUGAUUAUACCUGAGAAUGAACAGAAGUGCAUACGAAACCAUAUUUGCUAAGAAACCAAAUAGUCCUGAACUAAGCCGGGGGCCUGUUAGCAUCUGAGGUUAAAAUUCAAUAUUAUACAGGGCUAGGGAAAGGCUUUGCUCCUCAACCAUAGUUCACCCAGGCCUUCUUUGGUGUUAUGGGUGGGUGCAAUUCACUUGUGCUUCCUGUAGCUUUCAUACAGCCCUCAGCCUAAUUCCAUGCCAGUGGAGGAAGCCUGGUGGGAGGAAGGAAGUGGAAUAGAAAAUAAUGGAGUGACAGAGAAGAAAUUGAAAGCCUCUUGCAAGCAAUUUACAGUACAGUGGUACCUCUGGUUGCGAACAGGAUCUGUUCCAGAGGCCUGUUCGCAACAUGAAAAGAGCGCAACCUGAAGUGCCGUAUGUGCACGGCACAAUUUGGCGCUUGUGCGCAUGUGCGAAGCAUGAUUUAGCGCUUGUGUGCAUGCGCGAGCUGCGAAACCCGGAAGUAACCUUUUCUGGUACUUCCGGGUCGCCGCAGGACAUAACCUGAAAGAACGUAACAUGAAGCAAACGUAACAUGAGGUAUGACUGUAGUGUAAACAUCUGGCGAGUGUGAUCUCCAGCAGCCUGCUGGGCUGGGAGAAAGAGGAAAGGGAUGAAGGGGAACAGGGAGCGUGAUUGGUCCUGGCUGGUUUUGGGUGUAACCCCAUCCAAGCCCAGUUCAACCAUGCCCACCCCUGGCUUUCCCUACCUGCCAGAUUCAGGGAGAGAAAAAAGCUUCCCAACUCCCGCCUUUCGAUGUGCAAAAUGUCGGGACUUUAUUUUCUUUUGUAGGCACAGACACCUGUUUCAGAUGCAUGUCUUGCUUAGCUGCUUGAUCUCAGGAAAGAUGUGUGCAUUGCCACUUGAUGUGCCAGCCAUUCACCCUUCAUUUCUCACUGCCGGGUUGGGCGACCUUUUUUUUACCUACUUACUUGUUUACACACACAAACAUGCACACAGGCAAGCAAGAAGCAUUACUCAAGGGCACCUUCCAAUUGGCAGAAGCACUUGAGGAAGGUGUUGUACAAGCCUGGUGUGGGAUGGCGUCCAGUGAGAAGACUGUGGUUCACUAAGAGGAGCUGGGGGGGGGAAGGGUUCCUCCAUCUUUGAUUUAGUGUCUGAACCUACCCUUAAGCCAUAGAUCGACAUGGUGGAUGGCAGGGUCAGGCAAUGAGUCAGCCAUAUUAUUCCUUCCAACUCACUCGGUUCAGUUCGCUUUUUAAAUGGACGCAUAACAGAGCUGGAAGGAACCCAGAAGCCAUAUCAUAUAUUUCCUUGGCCCUAGCAUAAAAUUAAGCUGCCAACUUCCACAAGUCCGAAUAAUAGCAUUCCCCCGGUCAGAGAGAAUGUACACCCCAUAAUAGUGUUGGCCAAGCAGUUGACUUGAAGCAAUUUGUACAAAUUUGGCAGUAUACUUCUGUCUUAAUUUCUGGAUCCUGGGACUUCUUAAGUGAAUCCAUCCUCGCACAUAGAAACACAUUUCCAUUUAUUUUUCUCUUUCCAAUUAAUUUCUAGUUUGGGGGAGGCAGAGUGCUCCCGCAACUUGCAGUGCGACGGACUAUGUCAAGCUGACCACGAAACCAGUCUAAAUGUCAAGUCUUGCCCCUGUUUAUGGGCUCAGGAUUUUAUAUCCUCUGUGUACUUCCUUUGUUUUGGUGAUGGUGACAGCAGGACGCAUGACAAAGCAGUGAAGCAUUUGCUUGGUUCUCCGCUGAUUGCAGUAGGAGGAAUUCAUCAAGGCUGACUAUAAAUGGAAUAGGGGUGCUAUCAUCUUUGUACGUGAGAUUGCAAGUCGAAAUUCUGAUAGCCACCCGGCCACUAAAGCCCACAGAGAUCCUUGUAAUCACCUGGAGGAGGCUAAAUUAUCUCAUAUGAAAUCACACAUUGUAUACACACAGCAGGAGCUUCCCAGAGCUGCAGAACCUACUACUGCAAGGGAGAUUUGCUGGUGCACUCCAUUUUUGGUCUUCACAGCAGAAUGGCCGAGCCCCCAUACCUCCAUUUAAGGCAGCCAAAUUGCUCAGCCGACACUAAAAAGCUUAACUUAAGCAGCCUUCUCUUGUCAAUCAUUCUCACAAACCAGCCUGGCGGUGUUUAAAACAGAGAGACCAAUGAUUCAGAUACUGUUAAGAGUGGUGAUGAGGAAAACUCUGUAAUAUCAGCUGAGAGGAGAAGCUGAAGCCUCUUUUUAUGCUUUCUGAGUAUUUUUUAUUAUUCUGACGCUCUUCUGCUGUUGAGGGGUACCUGCCAAAAAUGUUCUGAAGUCUUGUGAAUCUACUUUGUUUUUUGUUAGAGCUCUGAGAUCCACCAAGCAGAAUCAGGUGGAAAAGACGUACAAUUCAAGGAUUAAAUAACACCGAAUCCAGGAAUUUGUGUUGAGUACCUGAACUGAACUUUCUGCAUUUCCACACAGAAUCCAUGAUUCCGUGUACUCAAGCUUUCUUCAUUGCAGCAGUGUAAUAGUAUUGGGGGGGGGGGAUAUGUGCCAUUUUAUUAUUCCCACUGUCAAAUGACUGGAAGUCAAAAGUCUUUCCUGAUCUGCUUUGGGUUACCCAGAGGUGUACUUGUAGCUGCAGAUUGGCUGUCUGCCAACCCCUUCUUUAAAAGUCAUAGGAACUAGGAGAAGCAAAACAUGGGGCUUUCUGACUUAGAUAUAUAGGGGCUAGUAGACAGCUUUCAGUGAAAAGACUGGUUUGGGGACAGGGAUUUGCUGGAAUUCUGGAGGAUGGGGUGGUAGGUUUGCAGCUUAAUAGCUUCUGGUUUAAUACAGAGGUAGUAGCUACCAGUGGGGUCGCAGGUGGUGCUGUGGGACGCGGGUGGCGCUGUGGAACGCGGGUGGCGCUGUGGUCUAAACCACAGAGCCUAGGGCUUGCCGAUCAGAAAGUCGGUGGUUCGAAUCCCCGUGACGGGGUGAGCUCCCGUUGUUCGGUCCCAGCUCCUGCCCACAUAGCAGUUCGAAAGCACAUUAAAGUGCAAGUAGAUAAAUAGGUACCACUCCAGCGGGAAGGUAAAUGGUGUUUCCGUGCGCUGCUCUGGUUUGCCAGAAGCGGCUUAGUCAUGCUGACCACAUGACCCGGAAGCUGUCUGCGGACAAAUGCCGGCUCCCUCGGCCACUAAAGCCACUAAAGUGGCUUAGUCAUGCUGGCCAUAUGACCCAGAAGCUGUACACCGGCUCCCUCAGCCAAUAAAGCGAGAUGAGCGCUGCAACCCCAGAGUCGUCCGCGACGGGACCUAAUGGUCAGUGGUACCUUUACCUUCACCUUUAGCUACCAGUGGGCUAGACACUUCUAGCUGAAUUUGUAUAAGCAACUCAAGUUUUCCCCAGUGGCUAAGAAGGGGUCUUUGAGGGAGAAGCACAGGCAUAAACAGUGGACAUUAAAUUGAUAGCACUGACUAGGGCUGGGGGAUAUCUGGUUUUCAAUAUAAUGAUAUAUCAGCAGCUAAACAUCGCGAUAUACCGAUAUGCCACGAUGUCUGAAAUAAGGAUGGUGCUAUGCAGAGGCAUUGACUGGCCUCACAGUUUUUCCUGCAUCGUGAUUUUUGCUGGCGGUGCUCUUGUGAUUUGCUGCACCCCCCCCCCCCAGAGGCAGAGGAGAACUGAGCUGGUGGAGUUAGCAGGGGCUGCAGGAAUUGAGAGAAGCAUUGGCUGGCUUCACGGUUUUCCCUACGUUGUGAUUUUUGCAUAACACACACACACACACACACACACACACACACACACACAUCAUGAUUCAAGUCAAAAAUGGACUUCAAACUGGUUUUGGAUCAUAUUUCGCCCAGCCUUAACACACAUCGUGAUUUGUGAUAUAUUGCCAGGUCAAAAGUUAUGAAGCCGAUAUCGCAAUAUGGACUUCAAACCGGGUUUGGAUGAUAUGUUGAUCUAUCGCCCAGCCCUGGCUAGCUGGUGGUGGGGUGGGCAAGGCAGACAUGUGCGGCUUUCUUUUCUGUUUCAUGUGCCAGCACAGAUAUUAUCUUGGCUGAAGCAUUGGGUUUGCUGCAUGCAACAGUUUUCUUGGAAUACAAGGCUGUUGUGCAGAGACGCACCCUGGAAGCCAUGAUUGGCUAGAAGCAUCGUUAGUUACCAGGUUCUUCUUGCUUCAGCUGAUACAUGCAGUCAUGAGUAUAGCAAGUCCCUUCUAAACCACUCCUUUUAAACAGUUUUUGUGAGUUUUGAAGGACAAUGUCAGUGCAGUAAGUUCAGCUUCCACAAGUGCAGCCAGCUUACAGCAUGCUGACUCAUCCUGCCUGUGCCUGAGUCCCUUAUUCUUUGUGAAAUGACCAAGAUCUGCUAAAAGUCUGGAUAAAGUUCUUUUAAUGCUCUCAGAUUAAUCAAUAGCUCUUAUAAACCCAUUACAACUUUUCAGUGCGCUGAGCACCUCUCUGUCUCUGUCUUUUAUUAUUACUUUUUAAAGCCCCAAAGAACCACAUCCUGCAAUUUGUGUGGCACACUGAUAAGCGCUCAGAAAUAUUGCUGUGACUGAUGCUACAGAAUGUACGCUUCCUACUAUUUCCAAAUCUUUCAGUCUCGAUGCCGUGCAAAUCCUUUAUAAAAAGUUGCCUGUUUUCUGUAGUGCUGUUUUCAUUUCCUAAGAUCUUCUCUGCUUGUGUGCUUUUGUCUGCAGAAAGACACAGAGGACGGGAAAGUCUAUGGGAAGCCAAGGCUUCAGAGUAGCCCUAGUCCAAACAACAAACCCAUCUCAGUGGCUUUUAUUGUUAACUUGAGAAAUCCCUGUGCCACUUCACAGGAGAGAUGAGUGUUUUGGGAGAGCUGGGCACCUAGCCUUUCUCCUUUCCACUACUGUGCUUCACUUUAGACCCUUACUAUUUCCAUAUUGGGAUGCGGGUGGCGCUGUGGGUUAAACCACAGAGCCUAGGACUUGCCGAUCAGAAGGCCAGCGGUUCGAAUCCUCGCGACGAGAUGAGCUCCCGUUGCUCGGUCCCUACUCCUGCCAACCUAGCAGUUCGAAAGCACAUCAAAGUGCAAGUAGAUAAAUAGGUACCGCUCUGGCGGGAAGGUAACUGGCGUUUCUGUGUGCUGCUCUGGUUCGCCAGAAGGGGCUUAGUUAUGCUGGCCACAUGACCCGGAAGCUGUACGCCGGCUCCCUCGGCCAGUAAAGCGAGAUGAGCGCCGCAACCCCAGAGUCGGCCACAACUGGACCUAGUGGUCAGGGGUCCCUUUACCUUACUAUUUCCAUAUUGGCAAGACUGGCCCUACUGUUAGCCAGAGUGAGGCAACUGCCUCAGGCUGCUGGUUUCGGGUAUCAUGAAAGGCCGAGAAAGACCAACAUGGUUCCUUGAUCUUGUUGGUGGGUGAAAACUCCCAUCAGCCCCAGCCAACAUGGCUGAAGGUCAGGAAUGAUGGGGGUUGUAGUUUCUGCAAGACAUCACAUUGUCUACCCCGGAACAGAAUAAGAGAGAGCAGCCGACCAAAUGAGUUUUGUAGUUGAGCAGGGAUUUAAGCCCAGUCCUAUUCGGACGCUCUACUCCAGAAUUGGAGAACCUCAGGCCCAUGGGACUAAUCAGACUUCCCCAUUUACUCUCAAGGUUGAGGCCGUUUUGGCCAAGCUUUGCCCACCCAAUCUUCACCUGGUGUCAAACUGGUUCUUUAUUGUCCCAGUCUACCUAAAGGAAGCUGGCUUGCUUUUGAAUAUGAAAUUGCUAAGUUUUUCAAAAUGUUCAAGUUUUCCCUGAUGCUGUGGAUUGGGACUGCCAUUUUGGAUGUAAUAACUGGCUGUGAGCCUGAAAGACUGCAAGCAUAUGUAAUGUUGGAUUGUAUCCAAGAAAGAGUGAUAUGUUUUUCUUGCUUUAACCAAUCAUGAAGCAAUAGCUGCAGGAGUUCAUAUAACUUGAGUAAAAUUAUCAUUUCACUUGGUGCAAAAUUGCAUCUUGACUCCAGCCGCUUCCAGAUCAAAAUACAUUAGGCAAAAUAUUUGGGGUGGAUGAAUUUUGGCAGGAACCGAUAACCUUAUCUGAAAUUAUUUCUACUCUCCUGAUCUUUCUAAAGCACAGUAAUCUCUGCAAUGUGAAAGUAGAAAGAGUAUCAAGUUGCUGUUUGUGGUGGAAACUCAAGAAAGCAAAACUUUAUUCCCUGGAGUAAAGUUAGAGGCUUACUCAGAGCUUCAUGUAACCUGGGUCAAGAAUGUAUACAUGGGAUAAGAAAAGCUGCAUUCUGUGACUAAAAAUUGUCAGAAAUAAAGAAAGGUGCAUAUUCUGCAUAGUUUGGAUAAUUCCUGUUUUGUUUUUUUUGUAGCCUGACUAAGAGGUAAGGACCUAUGCAGGGCACAGGAGACCCUGCAUGCUAUCCACAAACACUCAAGCCUUGUCUUUAUAACCUUGCAAGUGCAGAAAUUCAAGUUAAUGAGAGGCUAUACCAAUCAGUACUGUGGGUGAGAUUCUAUCCCCAGUUCCCAUGAGAAAGUUGGAGUCGUACUCCAAAAAUUUAGUUUCUUGCCAUCGGACUUCAUUUGUAACCUUUGUUUUGUUCAUACAUAUGCCUUAUAAUUUGGUGAGUCGUCGUUAAGUUCUCCCCUGUAAUUAUUACAGAAGCUUUAUAGACUGUUUAUUUUUAAAAAAGUUCUCCAAAGCAGUUGCACAAAACGUUCUAGCUUUAUCUACUAGAUUGUAGUAAAGGGGCCGUAAAGGAGGCAGUGGUGAAGUUUUGCAUUACUAGUUCAGGGCAUAAGAAUUAAUAGCCGUGGUGACAGCAAAUUGUUAAGGGAAGCAUGUUGGUGUUCAAGCACUGUGAUGCCCUUUCUCAGGCAGGCUAGAGACAAAAAAAUCACACUAUGGCACAGGGGAGGGGCAUGUUUUAAUUUAUUUAUCUUGAGCAUCUCUGCCCUUCUCUUCAUUUUAAUGUAACAACCCGAUUGCACUAGCUACCAAUUAGUUUCCGGGCCAAUUCAAAGUGGUGGUUUUGACCUAUAAAGCCUUAAACGGCUCAGGACCGCAAUACCAUAAGGACCACCUCUUUCCAUAUGAAUCUACCCAGACCCUGAGAUCAUCUUCUGAGACCCUUUCUGAGCCUCCUUCUUGAGAGGUCUGGAGGGUGGCAACAUGAGAACGGGGCCUUCUCUGCAGUGGCUCUCCAUCUUUGGAAUGCUCUCCCGAGGGAAGUUCAACUGCGGCCUUCAUUAUAAACCUUUAGGCGCCAGGCAAAAACAUUCCUUUUUAACCAGGCCUUUGGUCGAUCUGAUUGACAUCCAAUGCCCUUUUAAAAUGUGUUGCGGGUGGGGUUAUUGGGUUUUUGUUUUUAUUAUGUAUUUUGUGAUCUUAUCCUGUGAACUGCCCUGAAACCUGUGGCAUAGGGUGGUAUACAAAUUUAAUUAAUAACAACAAUGAUAGUAUUUUUAGAUGGUUGUAACUUGCCCUGGGACCUGCUAGUGAAGGAGGGUAAUAAAAUAAUAAACAUGCAAGGGGUGAUCUCUAAUUUUCCACUGUUCGGCAAUAUAGGAUGACACUGAAAAGAAGGAGAGGGUUGCUGUGCAUAGCUGUCAACUUUUUCCUUUUCUUGUGAGGAAUCCUAUUCGGAAUAAGGGAAUUUCCCUUUAAAAAAGGGAAAAGUUGACAGCUAUGCAGCUGUGGAGCUACAAUGAAUCACUUUGUGAAUUGUUGAAGACACAGGGCCCUUUCCAUACCAUUUUGGUGUGUGGCAGUUGCACCAGAGAGGUAGAUUAGAUAGCUAAUGCUCAGUAGGUGCAGGAACAACAGAAGCUUGAAUAUAAAGGGGGAAAUUUCAUUUUACAUACUUGUAAAAAGCUGAACAUGGAUUAAAAGCCAUAUAAGGAAACUUAGUAGUGUCAGUUGAGUGUAGUGUCAGUUCAGUGCUGGUGGUUGCUAGGUUGUGGAGGUCCUUGUGACACGCCCUUCAUUGUGACACCUCCCUCUGCUGGCUCCUUGGUCACUAGGGCUCUAGAGGCAUAGCAAUCUCCUUUGGUUUGAUCAUUCAGCGAGUGAGAGAGAAAGUGGAUGGAGAUGUAAGUAGACUUUCUCAUCAGCAUCUGCAUUCUGUGCUGGUAACUCUCCAUGAGAGUCUUAGGGAACAUUUAAAAGAUUAAGAUUGGGAAUAAUAAUGUAAAUGCUUCAGCCAGCCCUUCUGGGCAUCUUUAUGACUCCACCCACUGUUUUGUAACAGGGAAGGGAAGUGACUAUGGAUUCUGUUUACACUUUAGGAAAAGUAAUAAGAUGUCAUGCCUUGGAAAAGGGCGUUCUUUUUUGGCUAGUGACACAAGAGUCACUUGAUAACUCGCCAUGGGAGCAUUAAGCAUGUCCUCUGGAGAGGGUGAUAUCUUGCACUGUCUUCCUCCCCUUCCUGACUCCCAGGGCCCAUCUUUCAAAGGACAGCCAAGGUACAAAACCCUUCAGCAUGCUGAUGUUUCUUCUCUAGUAAUAUUAGUCUGUGGUAUUUGAUGUUUCCCUUUUAAACAUCCCUUCUCCACACUAAGCAAACCCACCUCUUUCAAUGAGAUGAUGAGCAUUGUCUUAUAAUAUUCAGAGGGUGCUAUUCUGGCUACAGUAUUCAAGCACUCUCUUCACAGGAUACCCAUAAUGAUAUGCCUUGGAAAGUGAAUUCAUCUUGCGCUCUGAGUUGUGAAUGCCCAAACCAGUUUAGGGAUGUAGAUCAGGAGAGUACUGUGAGUCCCAUUUCUCACAUUUUAACAGGCCUUCUCUGCAGUGGCUUCCCAUCUGUGGAAUGCUCUCCCCAGGAAAGUUCGCUUGGCGCCUUAAUUGGACACCUUUAGGCGUCAGGCAAAAACGUUCCUUUUUAACCAGGCCUUUGGGUGACCAGAUUGACAUCCUAUACCCUUUUAAAAUGUGGCUCUUUUGUGGGGGAGUUAUUGGGUUGUUGUUUUUAUUUUGAUUACGGUAUAUAUUUUGUGGUUUUAUAUUCUGAUUUUGUUCUGUGAGCUGCCCUGAAACCUCCAGGUAUAGGGCAGUAUAAAAAUUCAAUAAAUAACAACAACAACACCAGUGUAAGUUAUAGUAUAAUAUACUGUUGGAGUUUGGUAUGUGUAGCAGCAGAGUAAAGAUAUAGUUUGGUGAGACUGCUGGUUGUAGGAAUAUUUUAAAAAAAAAACUCCUGACAAACAAAGGCAUUCUGAAUUCAUGUUUACAGUAUCCUUUAAGGAUUCCUCUCCAGGCAGGAUUGGGAAUGACUGAGGUCUGAAAUCCUGUAAGGCCGCAUCCAGUCAUUGCAGACAGUAUUGAUCUAGGUGAGCCAAUGGUCUGGCUCAGUGCUAUUUUUCUAGAAAAAGAGGUGCCAAAAUUCUCCAUGAACACCUCCCUUGUUCUCUUACACACAGGAUGCAGGUGACACUGUGGUCUAAACCACUGAGCCUCUUGGGCUUGCUGAUCAGAAGGUUAGUGGUUCGAAUCCCCUCAACAGAGUGAUCUCCCAUUGCUCUGUCCCAGCUUCUGCCAACCUAGCAGUAGAUAAAUAGGUACAUCUGCGGCGGGAAGGUAAACAGCGUUUCCGUGCGCUCUGGUUUCUGUCAUGGUGUUCCUUUGUGCCAGAAGCGGUUUAGUCCUGCUGGCCACAUAACCCGGAAAGCUGUCUGUGGACAAACGCCAGCUCCCUCGGCUUGAAAGCGAGAUGAGCUCUGCAAACCCAUAGUCGCUUUUGACUGGACUUAAUUGUCCAGGGCUCCUUUAUCUGUUCUCUUAUAAUGGCAGAGGGGCUGAGAGGUGCCAGAACUGAGUUUCAGCCCUGGGUAUAAUGUACUUUCCUAUCUUCCCUUGGCUGCCAAGACAAAUAGCUGUAAGCUUUAGGAUUGGAUGACUGUCUCUGGCACAGACAGAAAGCCCACGAAUGUGGGAAAUGAAAUCACCUAUGAUUCAUUGUGGGAUAAACUAACUUCCUUAAGUGAGCGUGUGGCCUGUAGUAUAGGUUUGUUCCGACUCACCAUCCCCUCACCUGAGGGCUCCCCCCCUUCCCAAUGAAAUGCUAAUACGUGCAAGGUUGCCUAAUAGAUUGCUAUACUUGCUGGCUAGGUACCUGUCAAAACAUUGCUGCAUUUCCUUAAGAAAGGUUGGCACAAAGCUAAUCGCUGCUAAUGUGCGGUGUGCUGAACUGCGUCCAGGGCUUUGCUGCAUUACAGGAAUGUGUGGCUUAUGCAGAGUGCUCUUGUGAGAAAACAGUGCUUGCUGCUGCUGCUGGAAUCCCUUGGGCCAAAUCCUGAAAACUUAAUAGUUGGCGGGGGAGGUUUUUGUUGUGUGUGCGUGUUCAUUAGCCGUCCGUGCAAAGCAGUACCUGUGAUGUUGCAAGAAACGGUGCAGUUAGCAUUAACUGCAAAGGGAAAAAAGCCUUUGAGGUUGCUGCUUUGCUGUUCUUGUAUCCUUUGUCGUUUUUUGUUCUUCGAUUAUUGCAUUUGUGGUUUAAUUGUUUUAGACUGCAGUCUUAAUCCUCUGCCCACUUUGCUUGCAGUAAGUCCUCUUGAACUCAGUGGAGUGCAUUUCUGAAUUAACAUCCAUAGGAGAUCGCAAAGAUAUUUUUCUGAGCUGCCUUGGGAAAAUUAGUCUUAUUCUAUGUCCUCCCUGCGGGGCUCUUGGGUGGGUGCCACCACCCAUUCUUGCUCAUCCUGACAGUUCAGAUGCUUGAAAUUUCUCUACAGGGAGCUGCCUAUGUACCGUAAUAUCUUAGUUGUCUACACAGUUGCAUAGGGUUGCCAUAUGUCCAGGAAAUCCAGGACAUGUCCUCUUUUGAGGUGCCUACAUGUGCAUCUGGGGGGAUUUUUACAAUUUUAAGCAAAUUGGGCUUUUGGAGGGUUAAAAAAAAUUGUGUGCGUAUGUGAGUAGCUUGGGUUCAGGUGCGGGUGCGGACAACCUGGGGUCUGGCCGUUUCUUGGGCUCUGGUGUGGACGGCUUGGCUGGGGGGCAAGUGGAUGAUUGUUUUUAAAAAAGCUCAGUAUUUUUCUUCUUGAAAAUAUUUUUAAAAUUAAUUUUCAAUUACAAAAGUCCAAUAUAUGGCACAUUGUAUCAAUACCAAAUUACCAUUCUAAUUCAAAUACCAAUCAGUUAAAAAGCCAAUUACACAUUUUAGAUGUGCUAGAUUUCAAGGUACGAUAAUUUCGUUUAAUUCUGCUUCCAGAGCCUUAUUUAAUCCAAUUACAUUUCAGUUUUCAUCGUAAUCCAACAGCUACAGUAUUUUUAACUUCCGUUCGUAUUAACACAUUUAAUAAUUUGUAUUCCCGCAACUUUUUUUUGUCCAUGUUUUUACCUCUGGAAAUAUGGCAACCCUACAGUUGCAUAAAUGCUAUCCCUUCCCCCAUAACAAAAAACCCCACACUGAUUUAGGGCUGUUUACACAUUAUUAUUUACUUCGGCACCAUCACAAGCCCGCUGUUGGUGUUUGAAGCCUUGUACAUAGAACGCUUGCUGCAAUAUGUAUCUAUCCUAUAGUUUCUUGAGAAAUGCUGCUAUUGGAUGCAUUUUCCACCCUGUUUGAAAAUGUAAGCCUCGUUCACUUCACAGUUAAGAUGAGGUGUGUACAGUAGAGACAGCCAUUGCACAUGUGCACAGACUGCAUCUUCAUUAAGAGGAGUUAGGAGGAGUUUCCAGGGAAACCAAGCAGGUAAUGCACAUUGCAUGAGGACAUCUCUGCCACCCCUCUGUUUUCCAGUGGUUUUCCUGUAAUGAAAAAACAACCUCUCUGCAUUUUUAGCUGCAAAUGCGUACGUGGUCUUCAUUUUGCCAAGGCUUUGUUGAGGACAGAGAGAGAAGGCAGGGCCUAGCGUAUCAUACCUCUCAUGUAGGUUUUUCUGCUGAUGCAGAAACUGCUGAUAGAAUUGCAUUUUCUGCUGAUCUUCAGAGGUGGUCAUUUUGGAACCUACCCUCAUUUCAGAUCCUGCCAAAAUGGCCAUUAGUACUUUUUCUCCUUUCAUCAUUUCAGAAACGCGGCCAAGCUUUUGCCUGCCACUAGAAAAGAUCCUUGCGGUUAUUUACUUGAAUUUUCAAACUCUUUAAGUCAUGUUAUUAUAAUGUUUGUCUACAGUGGAUCAUCAAAGAAAAUGCUGUCUGGGUUGCAGCUUAAAAAAACACACACACAACAUCAAACAGUUCUUAAUUCUUUUCUGGGAGCAGCUACAAGUAUGGUGAUUUCAUAUAAACAAUGAAAAUUACACUAAAUCAAUUUGCAACCUUUCCCCCUGUUCAACAUUCAGAGGGAGGAUCUGAAAGUCUUUGCAUGAAGGCUGUUCCAAGCAGUAAGACGUUCUAGGGCUGCAGUUCUUACCUGGGUUUGUCUUCCUUUGGAAGGAGGUCAUUGGAGGCUUAUGGUGUCUUGGAAUAUUUGAGUUUAUUUACAAAUAUUACAAGAAAUGCAGCUUAAGCACUCCAACCAAGAGGCAGAUCCAGUACCUCGGCCCAGUAUAUCAGUGUUCAGCCCGACCACUGAGGUCCAGCGCCGAGGGCCUUCUGGCGGUUCCCUCACUGCGAGAAGUGAGGUUACAGGGAACCAGGCAGAGGGCCUUCUCGGUAGUGGCGCCCGCCCUGUGGAAGAACCUCCCAUCAGAUGUCAAGGAAAUAAACAACUAUCUUGACUUUUAGAAGACAUCUGAAGGCAGCUCUGUUUGGGGAAGUUUUUAAUGUUUGAUGUUUUGUCGUGUAUUAAAUUCUCUUGGGAGCCACCCAGAGUGGCUGGGGAAACCCAGUCAGAUGGGCAGGGUAUAAAUAAAUUAUUGUUAUUAUUAUUAUUAUUAGCGCUCUGGUGACAUCCAACUAAGUCAUACUCAGGGAAUGACCCACUGAAAUAAGCAGACUUUGAUACCACUCUCUGUAUCUUUUGAGUCUUGGACUCAAAUCACAGUUUCUGUUGUUUCUUUUCACACAAAGGCAUGGAUAGCAUCAUCCUCUGCAUGUGUGUGUGUUUGUAGAACCAAAGGAAGGCAUGUAUCAAGAUUCCCAUCAGCCACAGCCAUUACGGCAAUAGUUAGAAUUGUGGAAUUGCUGAGUUACAAGGGACCACCAGGAUCAUCUAGUCCAGCGGUUCUCAACCUGUGGGUCUCCAGAUGUUGUUGGACUACAACUGCCAUCAUCCCUGAGCUCUGGCCUUGCUAGCUAGGGGUGAUGGGAGUCGUAGUGCAACAACAUCUGGGGACCCACAGGUUGAGAAAGGCUGAUCUAGUCGAACCUCCUGCAAUGUAGGAAUCUUUUGCCCAAUCUGUUUACCUUCCUUGCCUCCCGAUUCAAUCAUUCCUACCCAUCUCAGCAAAGUAAAGAGAAGGUGUAUGGGCAGACAGAUUCACGGGGGAGUGGGACAUGAUUAUAGAUUUCACAAUGACUUGCCUGUUUUUGGACAGGGACUAUGAAUAUAGAAAGGGAAUGUUCUCCUUCUAAUGAGGCCUCUUUGAAUAUACAUUUUAAAUAGCCAUACAUAUCGACACCAUCACAAUUUCAUUUCAUCUUUUCAGAAGGAGCCUAGGAGGUGAGAGGGAGGAAUCUAAGAAUAAAACAUGCUUGCUUUAUUUUAAAGUUUCCGUUUGUAUGCACACGCAUGCUUUUGGUUUGCACGGAAGAUAAAAAGUCAUUACAGUUAUUGCCAGUGAAUCUCUCUUUAUGUCUAGUAAUUGCCUUCCCUCCCUGGCAGGCAAGGGAAAGCUCACUCAGAGCUUGGCACACAAUAAUUGCCCAUUAAUUGUGAAACUAAGGCCCAUCCUCUUUUCAGUUUCGACACCCAGUGCUCUUCAGCCCUCUAUGGGGUUUAAACAGUAGAAGCAAGGGUGAGUAUAAAUGAAUGAAAAGAAAUUGGUUGGAAAUAAGUGCAUCCAAGAAGACUCAGCUCCUUUGGAAAUCUUGGGCAGUGUUAGAAACUCAGAUAUAUAAGCUAGGUGCCAAAUGGCUUCUUAAACCAAGGUUGCAGUUGCCAAAAUGGAAUGUCUAGUUGCCAUUUUGGGGCAAGACAGCUCUAAAGUCUUAUUUUUCAAAGGAUGGACUGACUGUGAUUGAUCCUCAGUGAAACAUCUGGCUAGUUCAGAGGGCAACCUCAAGCUGGGUUAGGAGCUUUGAAAACCGAAAGGCUGCGCAGAAAAAGCACUUUGGUUCCUGAAAUAUACUCGGAGUCAAGUGUGAAUUUCAUGCUCUUUAUUCAGCUCAUAGUAGCAAUGAAUGAAACUUUCCCCAAAACGUCUAGAUGUAUACAGUGGUACCUCAGAUUACAUACGCUUGAGGUUACAGACUCCGCUAACCCAGAAAUAGUACCUCGGGUUAAGAACUUUGCUUCGGGAUGAGAACAGAAAUUGUGCUCUGGCAGCGCGGCGGCAGCGGGAGGCCCCAUUAGCUAAAGUGAUGCUUCAGGUUAAGAACAGUUUCAGGUUAACAAUGGACCUCCGGAACGAAUUAAGUACUUAACCCGAGGUACUACUGUAUACAUUAUUUACACAAUGGGCCCUGCGUGAUUGGCUAAUUCCGGGCUGCUCCUGUAGGCCAAUCAGGUUGUGGAUUCACUUCCUCCGGAAGCCUGAUUGGCUGCUCCUGCAGGCCAAUCAGGUCACUGAUUCACUUCCACCUGGAGUUGGAUUGGGUGGCUCCCGCGGGCCAAUCAGACUGCUGCAUUCUGGAUCCUAUUGUUCUAGAAUUCAGCUCAGCACAUAACAGUUCCUGAAAUUCAUUCCGAUUGUGCAGAUAGGGUAUAACUGAUAGAAUUCUACAGGAUGGGUUAUUAGUGUGUGAAAACAGUCCAGGUCCAAUGAUCCCCACAUGCUGGAGAUGCAGCUGUCAUCCUGGCACCCAAACAUCUUCAGUUGGUCGCAAGUAGUUGGAGACUUCGGGUAAAGAUGCAUAAAGUUUUGCUGCAAAAUUGGGUUAAAUAGAGAUGAUAGAGGUCAAAAAUAGGUGCCUGGGUAUGACAAGGCUAUGUAAAAACGGAAUGCAAUUUCUGGUGUUUCAAAAAAGCUUUAGACACAGACUGUCCAAUGCUUCACUUUUUAUUUGAAGGGAAAUAUAUCUGGAAGAAAACAUUAGGACUCACAUGAUGCUGAAAAUGUGGUUAGAUUUGGGGUUGCAACAGAUAAUGUUGUCAUGUUAAGUGUGCAAAUGCAACGUAUUUUUAAUAUUUUUUAUAUCUACUUUUAGGUUAGGUAUUUGGUGUGUAAAGAAGAGGAAUACAGCUAUCACUCAGUUUAUUUUUAAAAAGUUACUAGCAGGUUGCGGGAGGCGGAUCUGGAUUACUACCCAGGUAGGAAGUAAGGGGCUUUAACCCUUUGUCUCCCACUGUAUUCAUGAGCCGGAUUGGGGGCCCUGUACCUUUUUGCUUAGGAAAAAGUGCUCCCAUUCCUACUAGUUGAAGCUUUCCUUUGGAUUCAAACAAGUGUUUGAAUCUGGAUCAUGGUUAAAGCCCCCUGCCUCUCCAUAUCAAGGGCCCUUUCACCUGCUAUUUACUUUGUAAAUGUUAUUUUUUAAAAUGGUAAUUACGUGAAUUGCAUGCAUUUCAUCUCGUUUGGCCUUUAAACCAAGGGAAUAUGUGGAACCCUCUUGCAUUAACUUGAUGGAUUUGUGUCACUGUUUCAAUGACCUGUAUGAAACCAGGAUCCAGGGUGCUUUAAAGGUCAGCACCAACACUUUGAAUUGUGCUCGGAAACAUACUGGGAGCCAGUUUAGGCCUUUCAAUAUGGUCUCAGCAGCCGCUCCCAGUAUAUUAACGUAGUUCUCGUUGUUUCCUGCAAACCUUGGGAGACUGUCUCUCUGCUCCCCUCUGCACUGUUCUCACACAGCUGCAUUUACAGACAGUAGCUGUGCCAAUAAGUUGCAUGAUGCUUAUAUCCUGAUAGGCAUCUUGGCCAUGCAUUUCCUGGUCUGCUCAGGCUGGCAGUGCAGAUGUGUGUUGGUUACUAGGCACGCAAACAGAUCUGAUAGGAGGCUGAGGAUUAGUGUAGCUGCUGCCGAUGUCACAAAGAAACUGAUUGUGAAUCAAAAGGGGAGGCUGUGUUACUGUCCAAGGCAGUUCUGAUGGGGAAUGUGUUUUGGGAGUCUCCCUUGGGUGCAAGGUUACCCAAACACAGUCUGUUCCCCCCCUCUGCUGACUUCCCAUUCUCAGACACCUUCAGUAUCACUCCUGCCAAUGCUGGCAAGCGCAGACAGAGAAACUGGCAGCCACGUAGAACUUCAAAAGAGACACUGGUGCACUUUCUCAGUCACCAGUAAGCAAGUUCUAGACAUCAGCACCGAGCCUUCUGGGUUGACCUCAGAAUGAAACUACAUUUUAAGGCUAAACAUGACGCUCCUCGCCCUGUGUUGGCCUUGUAGUGCUAAUGUGGACAUGCAUUUGCAGAGGGAAAUCUGUGAUUACAGGUUGGGGCACAUAACCCUUCUCACCACAUCUAUCUUGGGGUUUUUUGUUUGUCUUUGUAAAUUCCUCACCCACUUCCCAGUAUGUUUUUUGUGUUGGCUUUCUUCCUGUUGGGCUUCAAGACCGCAAGUCCCAGCUGUAGGGAAAAGCAUUUUUUCAGGGAUACCUUCAUGUUCACGAGAGAUAUUAAGCCCCCAUCUCCAUCUCACCUGUUCACAUGUGUUUGUAAAAGGUGUUAGACUGCAUUGUGCAUAGCUCGGAUCUCUGGAAGGGAAGCCGGGAAUUAGGUCGGCAUUGAUUAUAGCAAGUCGUAACGAAGCGAUGCACUUUAUUGCAUUCAGACAAAGGUCCUCAGUAUAUUCAUACUGCAAAUGAACACUUACCAGAUUAAAAUGUGCAAUUGAUAAUGUUAAUAAAAGCUGUCAUGUCAGUGGCAGAGGCUGCUCCGUUAGGGUGAAUGGGCACUGUCCCAGCGGCCUCAGUUUGACUCCCACAAGCCCCUCACCUGCCUGCCUUCUUAAAAAGGUAAAGGGACCAUGACCAUUAGGUCCAGUCGCAGAUGACUCUGGGGUUGCGGCACUCAUCUCGCUUUAUUGGCCGAGGGAGCUGGCAUACAGCAUACGGCAUACAGGUCAUGUGGCCAGCAUGACUAAGCCGCUUCUGGUGAACCAGAGCAGCACACAGAAAUGCUGUUUGCCUUCCCACCAGAGCGGUACCUAUUUAUCUACUUGCACUUUGACGUGCUUUCGAACUGCUAGGAGGGCAGGAGCAGGGACCAAGCAAUGGGAGCUCACCCUGUCGCAGGGAUUUGAACUGCCGACCUUAUGAUCAGCAAGCCCUAGGCUCUGUGGUUUAACCUACAGCGCCACCCGCAUCCCUUUUAGCCUGCCUUCUUACUUGCAACCAACCCAGAAAGUAGCACCCUUUAGUCUUAGUGUUACCCUGAUGGAACUCAGCAGGGAAGAGUGGGAGCACAGAACUAGAUUUAGUUGGUUCUAUCUGCCAUUGUUUUUGGCUCCACCUGCUUGUGGUCACCCUGCCUUCCGCUCCACCAAUCCCAACGGGCCUCAGCCACCACCAUUUCAAGGUAAAACGCUAAAAGGAUGAUUAAGAUCAGUCAAAGGUGACUAUGGAGUUGCAGCGCUCGUCUCGCUUUCAGGCCGAGGGAGCCAGCGUUUGUCAGCAGACAGCUUUCCGGAUCAUGUGGCCAGCAUGACUAAACCGCUUCUGGCGCAACGGAACACCGUGACAGAAGCCAGAGUGCACGGAAACGCUAUUUACCUUCCCGCCGCAGCAGUACCUAUUUAUCUACUUGCACUGGUGUGCUUUUGAACUUCUAGCUUGGCAGGAGCUGGUACAGAGUAACGGGAGCUCACCCCAUUGCCCAGAUUUGAACCACCAACUGUCCCAUCGGCAAGCCCAAGAGGCUCAGUGGUUUAGACCACAUCUCCACCUGCUCCCAUAUAUAGUGAUCAAAUCCUUAUUGUGAGUCCCUGCUAGCAUCUUCCAUACACCUAUGUACCCUUAGCCUAGGUACUUUGACCUGCAUACUUAGAGCACAUGAAAUGGAUCCUGCCUCUGGAAAACACACCAGAGUCUAACCUUCAUGUAUGUUUUUCCACUGCAAGAAAUCAUUAGCAUAUAAGAAAUAAAGUACAUGGAUCUGAAGAAAAGGGUAUGGGUGUCUAAGAACAUGGUUUUUAAUUACAGGAGGACCAUAGGAGUCAAGUCCUAGGGGCCAAGGUCCUUUGCCCUCCUCCUAUAAAAUAUUUGAGGGGGCUAGGCCCCCCAAAAAAGUUGAUGGGCAUUGCCAUUCAAAUGGUAUGUGUGUGCCGCAUCUUGUGAUCAGAUUAUGCAGGGCAAGGCUUACCUGGGCACCCCCAUUAUUUUAUUCAAGUUGGCACCCCUGAGUAGGACAGUCUAGGAUGUCUCAUCAAUUGGUUCAGUACUUGUGUGUAUGAGGUUAAGCACUUUCAAGUCCCAUUGAUUUCUGUGGGAGACAUUUAAGCACGUUCCCCCGCUGAGAUGAAUGGCAUUUAGAUUGCUUUUGGGCUGUGCAUGGUAAAUUGCAAAUUCAAACUCAGGGAAAAAACUCUGGAUUUAUUUAUUUUUGUCUAAAUGCAAUGGGCAUGCCACAGUCCAUUGUAAGAGUGUACCGCUGCUGUGCAAUGUGUAGGGUCCAACUUACCCCUUCUGCACAUGCAAACAAGACUGAAUAGGCAGGCAAUGCAAGAGGCCAUUAGGGUGAGUUGGAGGGACAUUCAUGCCUCUUAGAUCCUUAUCCAGUUUUCCCCUUCCACUUGGUGCAGGUCACUUGUGCCACGGAGCCCAAGUGACUUGUAUAAAGCAGAGCUGCCUGAUGAACUCAUGAGGCUGAGCUUUCAUCUCCCCCAGCUGCUCAUACAUGAUAGGGUGGAGGGCAGGGGAACCCCAUGCAUAUUCUCUGCACAUGGGCACUGUAUGGACUGGAUUAUGCUGAAUAGUAAGAGUAAUAUUGAAUUUUAUCAUUGUAAUGUUGUUGUGAUGAUUAUAUACACCAGUGUGCUUGACAAGUGUUGAGGAGAGCUGCACUGAGGAGGAAUGGUAGGAGCCUCCCCCUCCCCCUGAUCAGGAUCCUGAAUCUUCCCAGGAGCAGGAGGACGGUAUAGAUUUGGAACAGUGGUUUGCAGAGGGGCAUAGUUCAGAAGGCAGAAGCUGGGAAAUACUGGAUGGGGAACAGCUAGGAGAAGAAACACUGGGAGAGAGAGGGUUAACAGAUUCACCAUCUCUGGACAGUAUUCACCCCCCCCCCCUUCUCCAAAGUCAUGGAUAGCUCAGAAAGUGGCAGAACAGAAAGCGCAGAGGGUACAAGCUCAGAUUACAAGACGUAGAAGUGACGUAGAUUAAUAGGGGCAGAAGGGGGUGUGAUCCUUAAUUGGGAGCACCGCCAUUUUUAGGAGAUGAGUUCUUUGUUCUCUUACUGUGAUUAUUAAAGUUUCUAACUGGUAAAAAGACCCAUUUUCCUUUGUUCUGCUUAUCUAUUGCCACAGGGGGUGGGUGGGGGAGAGCCGAUUCCCUGAAGCCUGAGAACAAGACAGAGAAAUGCAACUCAAUUUCACCCUUGUUUGUUUUUUGUUUUGUUUUGUUUUUAUAUAAAAAAAUCAACAUAGAACAAAAAUAAAUGUUGCACUUAUAUUCCGUGGCUGAAAUUUCCCAUGGACGUAGUUUGGGGGAGGGCAGGGCAGGGGCAGGGGGACAGAAGAGCAACAUCACGGGGACAUGCUAGGGCUGGGCGAUAUAUCGUCCAAAACCGUUUAGAAGUCCAUAUUGUGAUGUCGUUUUCAUAAUUUUGAACAUUGCAAUAUAUUGUGAAUUAUUUUGUGUGUGUGUGUGUGUGUGUGUGUGCGCGCGCGCGCAUGUGUGUCCGCUAUGCUAUGCUAUGCAAAAAUCAUAAUGUGGGGAAAACUGUGGAGCCAGCCGACGCCUCGUGAUGUUCAACUGGUGAUAUAUCACGAUGUUGAAAACCAGAUAUCACCCAGCCUUAGUGACAUCAUCAUAGGUUAUGUAACCUUGCCCAGUGCCUAAAGGUUUUGAAAGUUCUGUUACAGCAGGAUAGAGGAAUCUCCACUUGGAUUCCAGCUCCUUUGGGGUAGGGAGUAAACAACUUCUGAAUGUGGAGUGUGUGUGUGUGUGUGUUCUUUAUACAGAGAGGUGUGCUCUUGUUCCCCUGUCUUCCGACGCUGUUGGUGCUAACUUAAUUCUCAGUACGAAUAGAUUAAAAGCCCCAUCGCCAUGCCAGUUUCCAUGAUUUCCAGGCCCAUCGUGGAAACGGCUAUGUCUUGAGUUGCUUUUUGAAGAACCCCAGGGCUCGGCAUUAAAAGAAAAUAUGUUUGUCUCCUUCAUAUAGAGUGUGCAUCUUUAGUCUCUUCGAAGACCCACCUGUGACGGGACCUGUAAUCUGCUGGUUACCCUCUGGCACUAAGCACAGCCAAAUGAAAUCCAUGCACAGUGAAGAGAGACUUCAGCACCCAACUAAUCAGAAUGGUGAAAGGGAGCUCUCUUACACAGCACUAGGGGAGAUAAUCAGAAGCAGUAAGUGGCAAACACGAGGCCGUACGCUGACAGGAUUUUGCUACAGCUUAUUGUGCAUUUGCUGCUACAGCUUCGCACCAGUCCCCCAUCCCACUAAGAAUAAGCCAUACAUGCCAUUGAUAGCCUCAUUUUAUACUUUCGGCCAGCAGGAGAGUUUCUGUAGAAUCACCUAACCCCCAUAUGACCUAAUAAUGUCCAUUUGUUUGUGUGUCCCUUCCCUCUCCCCUACAUGAAUUAACAAAGCAUCGGUCCUGGGGGGCUGCCUAACUCUGCCAAAUGCUUCCUCUCAUGAUGAUUGCCGCCAUUUCCUCCCGCUGCCGAACGAUGACGAUAAUAACCAUGUAUUGUGACUUAUACUUGAUACUGCUUGCUCUUCCUUUGCUUGUUCUUGUUAAGAAAUGUCCAUUUUAAAGAAGAAGAAGGAGAAGAAGAAGAAGAAAAACUUCCAAUAGGCCAACUGGGCAAAUAUCUCGGUAAACUACUUCACGAUAAGGCGGGCUACCUCAACACCAAUAAAAUUUUGUCAUGACCACCAGU
Molecule: messenger RNA, 24039 nt
Organism: Podarcis lilfordi (Lilford's wall lizard)
Lineage: Eukaryota; Metazoa; Chordata; Lepidosauria; Squamata; Lacertidae
Source: the annotation of a GenBank genome assembly